Molecule: messenger RNA, 821 nt
Organism: Coccomyxa subellipsoidea C-169
Lineage: Eukaryota; Viridiplantae; Chlorophyta; Trebouxiophyceae; Coccomyxaceae
Exons: 7
Coding region: 85-420 (111 amino acids)
Source: RefSeq, a predicted model, not a curated record
CUCCUUCUCUCUAAAGUUGAAGCUUCGACAUCUUCGUGCUCCAACCAACCAACUCCUGCUUUCCGAACCGACCAGGCCGGCACAAUGGGAAGCUGCCUCUCCUCACCAGGAGCGAAGAAGCAGGUGGAGAACUUGGAGGCGCAGGCCAAAGUUAAGGGCACCGAGGCCUUGGACACCCUGAAGGGGAAGCUGCAAGGCACCGGAACCACCGGACAGGCCACUGCAGCACAGCCUACUCCAGCUGCCGGGGCUGCUGCACCAUCCACUCCUGCUGCUGGUGGCGUCGAGGGCAAGUUGGAGCAGGCAGUGAAGGCUGAGGAGCCCAAGCUGGAGCAGGCAGUCAAGACAGAGGUGACUGGUGCGGGAGGGGCUGGCACUGCCGCACCUGCUGCCCCUGCGGCCCCAACUGCUGCAAUUUAGGUGGCACCAACCCCGGAGCAGCCGGACAGCCGGCCGAUGCUGUACAGGAAAAAGUAGAUGCCGCCACAAAGAAUGCUCUGAAUGUGGCAGAAGCUAACAGGUCAGAUGCUCAGCAGACCCUCGACAAGGUCAAGGACCAAAUAACUGAGGGACAGGCCUGAGUCAGGAGUGGCGAGCAAACCAAUGCACUAUCAGAACUCUGUACCGCAUCCUUGAGCUUUAUCUGACCUGACCUGAUCACUGACAAUGGACGAUUCCUCAUCUUCAAUUGUAGAUGCUUUCAUGUGAGGCAGUUUGCAUUUGCAGAAGUUGCAUCAGUUGGGUCACGGCUUGUCAAGAUUACACACGUUGGGAUACGAUCGUUCUGUGGAGUCCGUCUGUAAAUAUUCAUUUGCUCUAAA